UUUCCGCCCUGCCGCAAAGUGUCGCGCUGUGCGGCUGGAGGCUGGUCUGGCGACGGCGGGCCGGGGCCGUGGGGCGGCGAGCCCCGCCGGGCGGAGAGCAGCCGCCAUGGGCGGCGGGCGGUGAUCCCCGCCCUGCCCCGCCUCGCUCCCCGCCGCGCCGGCAGCCGCCAUGGAGGAGGAGAGCAUGGAGGAGGAGGGCGGCGGCGGCGAGUCCAUGAUGGACGACCAGAACCACAACAACUGGGGCGCCGGCGGCGGCUACGGGCGGCACCUGCUUGGCCCCGCCGCGCCGCCGCUCGGUGACCGCCUCCUGCGGGGCGCCGCUGCCGCCGGGCCACCGGCCGGGCCGGAGCUCCCCGCCGGGCCCGAGGCUAACGGCCUGCUGCGGGGCUGCGAGGCGGGGGGCGCCGCGGGGAAGGGAGCAGCCGGGACCGGAGCCGGAGCCAUCGCCGCCGCCAUCAACAUCAACGCCUCGACCUCCAAGUUCCUAAUGAAUGUUAUAACAAUUGAAGACUAUAAGAGCACAUAUUGGCCAAAGUUGGAUAGUGCCAUAGAUCAGCUUUUAACUCAGAGUCCUGGUGACUACAUCCCUAUCUCCUAUGAACAAAUAUACAGUUGUGUGUAUAAGUGUGUAUGCCAGCAGCAUUCGGAACAGAUGUAUAGUGACCUAAUAAAAAAGAUAACUAACCACUUAGAGAGAGUCUCAAAGGAGCUGCAGGCCAGCCCUCCAGAUCUCUAUAUUGAAAGAUUUAACGUAGCUCUUGGACAGUAUAUGGGAGCAUUGCAGAGCAUUGUGCCUCUUUUCAUAUAUAUGAAUAAAUUUUACAUAGAAACCAAGCUUAACAGAGACUUAAAAGAUGACCUUAUAAAGCUGUUUACGGAACAUGUUGCAGAAAAGCACAUUUACAACCUAAUGCCUUUACUUUUGGAAGCUCAGUCAACGCCGUUUCAAAUAACUCCUUCAACCAUGGCAAAUAUCGUGAAAGGCCUGUAUACACUACGACCAGAAUGGGUACAGAUGGCACCAGCUUUAUUUUCUAAAUUCAUCCCAAAUAUUCUACCCCCUGCUGUGGAAUCUGAGCUUCAGGAAUAUGCUGCUCAAGACCAGAAACUUCAAAGAGAGCUUAUGCAGAAUGGAUUUACUAGAGGUGACCAGUCACGCAAGAGAGCUGGAGAAGAGCUAACUUACAAUGGCUCAUCAGCUUGUGCAAGCUCCAGGGGGUACAGAUAGUGAAUAUACUGGAUCAGCUUCUAUUCCUAGCCAGAACAGACACUGGAGGAGCACAGGUGGUAUCCGGAGCCUCCUUUGGCAACUGCUGAUACUUGAGCUCUGACGUGAACUAUGCCUCAAAGAAGAGUUUUGGACUUUCUUCUUUAUGUAAUAAAAUGUCAGUUGCUGCUACAAUUGGGAUGACUUUGAAAGACAUGGUUCCUUGGUCUGGCCUCUCAACAAAUUCAUGUUCUGUAAUUUUUGUGAGGAAUGCACCUUGAAAAACAAUCCUUUCAAAGUGGAAAUGGGCAGCCGAAAUCAGCAGCUUCCAAAAGUGUUAGAAUGGAAGAAUCUUUUUUGCACUCUUUUCUUAAGGACAUUCUUAAAACUAGUUAACACGUCAGUGUAUUAGUUUUUAAACUUCAAGGUAUUUUCUGGAGCUUUUACUUAAAUAACAAGAAUAAAGUUUCAUUAUUUUGCAGUAUUUGUUCAUUAGUUUAAAAAUUGUCACCUUUUAAGAGUUGGUCCCAUAUAAAUGUAUCUUCUGUCAGGGAGUUUUUAAUUCCAGAUUUUUCUUUUAUCUCUUCGGGUUUUUUUGUUAUUUGGUAUUUUGAAAUCUGUUUUCCUAUGUGUUUGUACUCUGUGCCUUCAGCUUGUGCACUUUGCAACUUUGUAGGCCAUAUUUUGUUAAUGCAAAAUGCGUUCUUGGGGGAAAAACUUGAUGUGAACAAACAUGCUGCAAAGCUGCACUUUUUUCUCUUGCAUUAAUGGGAGGUGAACUUAAGGAGGAAAAGUUGAACCUAUCACCAUCACUAAUAGUGACUUGGAAGUUUGUCCCCUUUUAAUUUUGUAUGUAUUAGUGUUUAAUGCUGGGACCAACUCUUGUAGAACCUCUCAUUGACUUCCAUUGGCUUCCAUAAUUGCAAUAGAUUGAGAUGUGAAUUCCAGACAGAAUGAAAUACUAAGAUGUGAUUAUGCUGUGCUAUGUAGAAAUAUUGUGGGCAAAAUUCUUCAGUCUAGUAGGUCUGCAAAGUGCAUCUUUGUCAGCACAAACCAGAUUUGCACCUGAUUGAUCAGCAAACGAUGGUACCUGUCCGAGAUCACUGUGGCUCCUGUGCCAUUUCUCCUGUUCCAGAGAUGCGAUGGGGGUGUGAUAGUGGAUGUUGUCAGAAUCAGGGAGUUGAGGAGUGGUGUAACGCAUGUGUGCCUACCUAUAGGCCUCCUGUUUCCAGAGUUGUGUAAACUCAGCUGGAGAUCCAGCAGAGCCCAGUUCCAGGAGAUCUGGACCUACAGUCUGAAUCCUAAUGAUUGUGACAUGGGUUUUAAUCUGUAGUAUGGCUAAUGCAAUUCUUUCAUGAGGGGAGAAACAUACUUGAAAAAGCAGUUCGACUACAGGGUUGUUGUUUUUUUAUUACUAUGAAUUUAUUUUUUAUCGCUUUUAGUUAUGAAGAGAAAUAAGUUGGUAAUAUAAAAUCUUUCUGAAGUGAAACAAAAGUUUGUUCAGUUUUGUCUUGUACAACUCUUAUGCCUGUUUAAAAAAAACACCCAACACACAAAACCAACGCAACCCCAUUUAUGCUUGCAUGAUUUCAUUACAAAAUGCAAGAAAAAAUAGAUGCGGCAGGGACAAAGUUUAUUUCUUUGUGUUUUGUAGCCAGACUUCUUCUAAAUUAAUGUAAUUCUAUCAGUUUCACAUCAGCCAUUUUGGCAAUGCUGUUAGUUUGGAAGGUAGGGGGGAAGAAUGAGGAUGAUGCUGCUGUGAUUGAUUCAAAUGUUUUACCUGUAUAUUUCUUUGCAUAUUUGCAAAGCCUGUUUUUAAUUUUGAGGAAGUUUUUCUUUAAAAUGAAUGCUUCAGUGUUUCGUUUUCUAUGUAGAACAAUACCAGCAGUCUAAUCUCGUCCCCAGUAGUGGAAAACCAAACCACUCUUGAGUAGGGAUUUUCAAGUGUUGAUAGUGUUUGCUUCAACUUUGCUACCAGCUACUUAUGUUGAAGCAGAGUUAGCAAAAACAGGAAUUUUGAAAUUUUUGCUGAAGUACACAGUGGAGAAGUUAAUGAAGGGUAAUAGGGAACAAAAUUAUUUGCUAGCUUCCAGAUUUUUAUCAGUUUUGGCUUUAAACAAAAAUAAAACCUCUGAUAGUGUCCUUAGCUUUAAAAAUCAUUGUUUGCAGAAAUGACAAUGUUCUUGAGUUAGGAGUAGAUGCAUUAACCUAAUUUGGUUAAAAUUUGUUUACAAUUUCAUUACCAUUCUACUUCAUGUAACACAGUAAUCAAGCUCUGUCAUCUUUGUCAAGUGAUCACAAUGCUUUUCUUAAAGUGGUUUUACUGGUUCAAGUUUGUAAAUAACAUGUAGUCCAUUUGCUUCAUGUUUGAGGCAAGGGUUCAGCAUUCAUUUUACAUUGCAUUAUGUUUGGGACACGAACUUCUACAAAAAUAACUCCAUCAAAAAGUAAAGCAUUGCUGUCGGCGUGGUUCACUUCGUAUGCACUGGGUAGUGCUUGGAUGCUUCUCAGUCCUGUGUAGCAUUCUCACUUGGCCACCAUACUCGAGAAAUCUGUUUGUUAAGCACUGUAUUAUGUUGUAAAUUUGGCAUUAAAAUUCCUGUGUGUUUUGGCAUUAUUAACAUAAUGCUGAAAUAUUGUUUAUCUGUCAAAGACGUUAUCAUUGUGACUGAGCAUGAAACCAAAUACAGCGUACUGUACUAAAUUAUUUUGUUUCUCUGUAAACUUGCAUUUUACUUACAGUAAAAUUAACACAGCCAACUUGA
This is a messenger RNA of Phalacrocorax carbo (great cormorant), 3975 nucleotides long. Lineage: Eukaryota; Metazoa; Chordata; Aves; Suliformes; Phalacrocoracidae. The record is from RefSeq and is a predicted model, not a curated record.